GUUUCCGGCUGACCAUUUCCUCGCAGUUUCCGGCGAAGACUUCGCACUAGUCGUCCCUUCUUCACUCUCUCUCUCUCCCUCUCCCUCUCGCGUUGCAGAUAAAUGCAUCAUUUGUGUCAAAAAAUUGGACUAGCUCGUUCUCGUGGGGCGAGCAUGCCUGGCUUGCUGUGAGCUUGGAGGAAGAGAUUGGGAGGGAAUAGAAUUGAGGAUCCAACAAGACCUUUAUUAAGCAGGUGGGACUACAAACAGACAGAUCAAAACCAGGUUCCUGAAACAAGCAAUCAGACAGACCAGGAUGGCCGAUGCAGUGGGCAGCGUAGCGAAGAUUGUCGAAGUCGCUCUCAAGAUCAAGGAGGCGGCCACCACGGCUCGCCAGAAUAAGAAGGAUUGUCAUCACAUUAAGAGCCGCGUUGAUGUACUCAACAAAACACUCUCGCACCACGAGAAUAACGAGGACUUGAUGGAGGACCCUGCGGUGAUGGCUGCGCUUGAGGCGCUCCAUGGGAUACUCGCUGAGGCACUUGAGGUCGUCACGGAGUGCCAGGAGAAGAGGAACAUCAUCUGCCUCUAUUGCACCGCUGGGAAUUUCUCCAGGCAGUUAGGCAAGGUGGAGCAGAGGAUAUCGUACCUAAGCUCGGACGCAAUGUUGACCAUUAUGAGCUACCAACUACUCAGGAAAUUUCAAGAAGCUGCUCCACAUCCGCCCCCACAGAUUUACUCCCCUGGUACACACAGUCCAUUGCAACCACCAGGUCGGGUACGAAAGAGGUCGAAACGAAAUCAGGAUGAAGCCAACAAGAAAGAUGAGACGACUCAGACAUCACGGAAGUCAAAACAAAAUCAAGAUGAAGCCAGCGAGAAAGAACAGACUCGGACUCAGGUAUCGCAGGCUCCCGCGUUUGGAGAAUGGGACGCUCCGAACUCGGCAGAGAGCUACACCAUAAUAUUCGAGAGGAUUAGGGCCGAGAGUAACCACACAUCGACGAUGGCUGUUUGUAGCGGUGCUCUGAUGGCUGAUCAACCGCGCAGCCUGGUAGACAGAAUUGCUGAAGUUGCCGGCAACAUCAAAGAAGCGGCGGGGGCGGUUUUCAAGAACAAUGACGAGUGCCUUGAGAUUGGCCAGCUUGUGAACAAAGUAAGCACCCUCCUGUCGCAGCUCGAGGGUAAAAAGAUGGCGGACGAGCCGGCGAUGAGAGGCGCCCUGGAGAAGCUCCUCGCUACCUUCCGCCGCGCCCACACGCUCGUCAUUGCCUGCCAAAGAAAGGGACUCGGCAUCGUGUGGCUCUCCAUCCUACCUAGUCGACUGUCCACACAGCUACACGAGGUGCUGGAUCAGAUUGUGUCUAACAUCGCUGACAUGACUGCCAUCGUCCUCGCCUAAGUUUUCAGGUGACAACCAAUUGAGGGUGGUGGCAACACAUUUUUAGUCGUGUGCCUGGACCUAGAAGAAUGUGCCGAUGGCAACUGCUUUCUAUAUUGUUUGGCAUCUACAGAAGCAGCGUAGCAGAAGAUUUUUAUAGAGCAAGGCGAUUACUAGUUGUUUGCCUUUGGCAUCCGAGUACUGCGCUUGUGUGCUCAAGCCAUAGGUAGCGUGUUUGAGACGAGGUGACAUUUUCAAACAGAUGAAAAAACGUUAUCCAUACAGCAUUACAGCGGAACCACACACUUACUGCAGUUGCAGGGCUCAAGAACCUUAAAUUUUACUGUUGGGGGAACUUUCCCCUCGAUGUAUGUCCUGAUAGCCACAACAGCCUUUCGGGCUUCGUUAACUGUAUCCUUAUCCAAAGGAAAACACUUGGCAAACUUCCUCCUAUGAUACCCGUUGGUGGUGUCCAGAAUAAGGUGCUUUAGUGAA
Molecule: messenger RNA, 1855 nt
Organism: Lolium perenne
Lineage: Eukaryota; Viridiplantae; Streptophyta; Magnoliopsida; Poales; Poaceae
Biological process (GO): cell surface receptor signaling pathway
Source: RefSeq, a predicted model, not a curated record